AUGCGCUGGUAUCUAGUGUUUACAUUUCUGUUCUGCCUCCAAUGGGGGCAAAUCCUCGCCGCGCCAGCAGACUUGGCGCACCGAGAUACCAACGCGCUGGAGAUAUUGGGCCGCCGAGAAGACACCGAGACUACGCAGACCGCGACAGAUACAGCAGCCAGCAAAACGCCUACAGCUACUGCGACAAACACUGACGUCAAAGCCAGUACGACUACGAAGCAGACGAGCACCGCAACACAGACUGCAGACCCUACAACCAGCGCGCCGCUGGUCCAGACGUCGGUUCCAUCGGUGGAUGGAGCUGGUUCUUUCGGAGGCUCGUCGAGCAAUUCCACCAAAUCGGUUUACGAGGGAGGCUUGCCUAUCCAGCCGACCAUCACACCAGCGAUGGGCAUAGCAGGAAUUAUACUCAUACUGUCAGGGGCUGCUUUGACUUUCAUUGGGAUCCGCAAACCACGCAUUUACAUCUUUCUCUCAACUGCCCUUUUGGCUGCACUGGGUGUUACGGUCCUCAUCGAAUAUGUCCAGAGCCCGCCUGUUAGCAAUGGCGUGCAGGGUGGAUAUUUUGUCGCAAUUUUCUUCACGGGUGCUGUCUUUGGUGGCCUUGCCCUUGUGUUCAAAGAGAUCACCGAAGGCCUGUGCUGUCUGCUCGGCGGUUUCUGUAUCGGAAUGUGGCUUAUGACUGUCAAGGCAGGUGGUCUGGUCACUGAUCAUGGGGCAAAAGUGGGAUUUAUCAUUGCCUUUGCUGUAGGCUUCUACUGUCUGUCUUUCAGUCACUACACACGCGCAUACGGAUCAAUUCUGUGCACGUCAUUUGCUGGUGCCACCGCUCUUAUCCUUGGUAUUGAUUGCUUCAGCCGGGCUGGACUGAAGGAGUUCUGGCUCUACGUAUGGGGGUUGAACGACAAUUUGUUCCCAAUGAAUACCAACACCUAUCCCAUCACUCGCAAUAUUCGAGUCGAGUCGGCGAUCAUUAUCAUAAUUACCGUGUUCGGUGUCAUUGCUCAGUUGAGAUUAUGGAAAGUGAUAAAAGAGCGUCGCAGCAGAGAAGAGGACGUGAAACGAGAAGCCCAAAAACAGAAAGAGGAAGCCGAAGCCGAAGUCAGCCGACGAGUUGAGGAGAAGAACCUCCGUGAGCGAGCCGACUGGGAGAACCUGUACGGCAAUAGCGCUGACAUGAAGGCGCCCUCUAUGUCUGAAACAGCCGUCGCAGACGACUCAAGGAGAGGGUCAGGCAGCGGCUUUGCUUCAGGCCCUGAGAAUGGCAGUGCGGUCGAAUUGCGAGAACUGACCAGCGCCGAGCAUUCGAACGGAGCCUCUGACUGUGGAAACACGCUAGAGGCCGUGGAGGAGGACGCACAUGAGUGUGUCUCACAUGGCGGAGAAGGCAAGCCACGGGCUUCCGGAUCCCAAGCGGAUCACCUCGAGCAAGAAAUACAGUCCGAGAACGUCCAAGGGAAAGAAAAGCAACCACUUUCUACGAAAAGGCGCUCUGAGCACGGCGCCAUUGUGGGAUCCGAAGCCGGGAUACAGCGCCCAGAGCACUUGUCCGGAAGGGCCUUUACCAAGCGCAAGUCCUACCACAGCUUGGAUGAGAAGAGUAGCUUCUACUCGGAAGCUGACGAGCUUUUGAUUCCACCAAAUCCAGAUGAUACUUCUUCAGUAGCUGGAAUGGUUGAUGAUCUGCCUAGCAUUGUGUCACGGACUCCGAGUAUGGAGCUUGAAGAUCCACAUGAUCUACCCGAGCACGAGGAUGUGGGGUCUAAUGCCAGGAACGAUCGGGACAAGGUUGUGGAGGCGGAAACGGAUCUGCUGGAUUCAAAACCCAACCAGCAUGCGGAUGCAGAGAUCAGCGUAGCUGAAACUGGAAUCUUGGACAAGGAUGUUGAAAACUCAGCCGACAUUAUUCCUACGGACGAAAAGGUCGGAGAUGAGAUAUCCAAGCGGGCCCGCUUACCAGAUCCAGUUCGGGUUGACGAAGCUCGCACCGCUUCCCAGUCACAAGAACAGCCGGAAGCUCCGAGGAUAUCGCCAGUUGAAGAGAGCAAGGUUGUAUCAGAGGAGAAAGCUGGUCCAGCAAAUACCGUGGCUGAUGAGGCGGCUGUGUCUGGAAAAUCAGAAACGGCCGCCCAAGAGGAGAUAAAUAUCAAGACGCAAGAUGAGAGUUCCAAGGCUAACAAGGCGCCUGAAGAAUCGGUGGAUCCACCGAGAGUGAAAGAGAAGGCGAAAUUGGACGUGUCUACUGUGCAAAACAUUCCUACACAGACUUCAAAAAUUGUCAAUUCAUUCCGUACACAGGAAUGGGCAAAGCAUCUAGCAGACGCAGAUGCCCCUGAUAUUGAACCUCUGCAGUACGAGAGAGACAACGAAGAAACGUCGCCAGAACCUGAAGAGCUUGCGACCCCUGUUGACAUCCACGGCCUUCUGCAAACACCCCUGGAUGCAGCACCUGCCCCGUUUGUGUCCAGUUCAAACUAUGAAUCACACGGAGAUGAUGCAGUCAAGUCCGAGCAGCCACGCCGUACUUCUCGCAUGUCAAUGCGAUCUCCUGAGUUGAUACAGCCCAAGAGACAUAGCUCGCAUAAUGGUCUCACGGCUACACCUCACCCAAUCUCUCGAAAUGUGUCGUCGGGUUCUCUUCCUUCGCCUGACCGGAAGGAUAUGACGGCAGUUCGCAACAGUAUCUCAACGCCAUACUUGCCCGUCACCACCACGCAAGAGAAAGAACAGCCAGACACCCACCGAUGGAGCGGCCCUGCACCACUUCUAGCUGUCCGUGAAAAUAUGGUUCGGAAUCGAAUGUCCUCCACAUCUCUCCGUGCGCCCGACGGAGCCGAGGACGACAUGCCCCUCUCACAACGCCGUGCCCUCCUCCAACGCCAGACCAUGCGCUCUCCUUCUUCAACCAGCGUCCACAGCACUCACAGUGGCGAACGAGCUCGGCCUCCACAGCAAACCUACACCAACCAAGCAGGUGGCCGGCCAGCUGCUGAUAUGGCCGCAUGGCGUCAGUCAGUACGGGAGAAUCUCAAGAAUCGCGACUCAAUAGCCGCCUUCACUGGUUCUCCUAUCUCCCCUUCAGCUGAGCGACCUCGCAGCCAGUUGUGGGGAUCAGUUCAGCAAAUGCGAGACGCCUCUAAUACCCAGCUCGGCAACCAGAUCGCUGAGGGGAUGCAGCGAGGCGAUAUGACAGAUCUGCAUCGGAAGGCCAUGCGCCGAAUGCAAGCUUCUGCGAAUCGAAAAAUCUAA
Molecule: messenger RNA, 3249 nt
Organism: Penicillium chermesinum
Lineage: Eukaryota; Fungi; Ascomycota; Eurotiomycetes; Eurotiales; Aspergillaceae
Product: TMEM198/TM7SF3 family protein
Exons: 6
Coding region: 1-3249 (1082 amino acids)
Source: RefSeq, a predicted model, not a curated record